GGCCAUGAGACUCCAAUGACCAUCCCCGAGUUAUUCCAGGAAUCUGCCAACCGGUUCGGCAUGUACCCAGCCCUGGCAUCCAAGAACGGGCAGGAGUGGGACAUCCUGAGUUUCAGCCAGUACUACGAAGCUUGUCGGAAGGCAGCGAAAGCGUUCAUGAAGCUGGGCUUGGAACGCUUCCAUGGAGUUGGCAUCAUGGGCUUCAACUCAGUGGAGUGGCUCAUCGCUGCUGUUGGAGCCAUCUUGGCAGGGGGCCUCUGUGUUGGUAUUUAUGCCACGAACUCCGCUGAGGCCUGUCAGUAUGUCAUCACCAACGCCAAGGUGGACAUCUUGCUGGUUGACAAUGACCAACAAUUACAGAAGAUUCUCUCGAUUCCACCGAGCAGUCUGGAGUCACUGAAAGCCAUCAUCCAGUACAAGCAGCCCCUGAAGCAGGACGCCAGCAACCUGUACUCCUGGGAUGGUUUCCUGAAGCUCAGCACCAGCAUUACCAAUGUCCAGCUGGACCGGGUCAUCUUGGGCCAGAAAGCCAACCAGUGUGCUGUCCUCAUCUACACCUCUGGGACCAUGGACCACCCCAAGGGUGUGAUGCUCAGCCAUGACAAUAUCACAUGGACGGCCGAGGCCAUGGUGCGGGAGCUGGGGCUAAAUCACACGGCGGGGAAACAGGAGAUGGUGGUCAGCUACCUGCCCCUCAGCCACAUCGCGACUCAGAUGGUGGACAUUUGGAUACCCAUCAAGAUUGGGGCGCUUAUUUUCUUUGCUCAGCCAGAUGCUCUCAGGGGCACCUUGGUUAGCACGCUGCAGGAGGUGAAGCCCACCACCUUCCUGGGGGUGCCACGGAUCUGGGAAAAGAUGCAGGACACCAUCAAGCAGAGUGUGGCCAAGUCUUCGAGUCUGAGGAAAAAGGCAUUCUCUUGGGCCAAGAUUGUUGGCUUAAAGGUCAACACGAAACGCAUGCUGGGGAAGAGUGACAUUCCCAUAAACUACCGCAUGGCCAAGGCGCUGGUGUUCAGCAAAGUGCGGAGCUCGCUGGGCUUGGACCACUGCCACUCCUUCCUCAGCGCGGUGGCACCCCUCUCCCAGGAGACCUCCGAGUUCUUCCUCAGCCUGGACAUCCCCAUUGGAGAGAUCUACGGGAUGACUGAGAGCUCGGGGCCACAUGCUGUCUCCAGCACGAUGAACUACAGAGUUCUGAGCUGUGGCAAGAUCCUGAGCGGGUGUAAAAACAUGCUGUAUCAGCAGAACAAUGAUGGCAUUGGGGAGGUGUGCAUGUGGGGCCGCCACGUCUUCAUGGGCUACCUGGACAGGGAGGAGGCCACAGGGGAGGCCAUCGACGACGAGGGCUGGCUGCACUCAGGGGACAUGGGCCGCAUGGACAACCAGGGCUACCUCUUCAUCACUGGCCGCAUCAAAGAAAUCCUCAUCAUGGCUGGCGGUGAGAAUGUGGUCCCCAUCCCCAUUGAGACCCUGGUGAAGGAGAAGAUUCCCAUCAUCAGUAAUGCCGUGCUGGUGGGUGACAAGGCCAUGUUUCUGAGCAUGCUGCUGACACUGAAGUGUGAGAUGGACCCCAUGACUGGUGAGCCCCUGGACAAGCUGACCUUGGAGGCUGUCAACUUCUGCCGAGCCCUGGGCAGCUCAGCAACCACUGUGUCAGACAUUGUGAAGCUGCAAGACCCACUGAUCUACACAGCCAUCCAGUACGGCAUAGACGCCGUGAACCGGGAAGCCAUCUUGGAUUCUCAGAGGAUUCGCAAAUGGAUCAUCUUGGACAAAGACUUCUCCAUACACGGUGGAGAGCUGGGUCCAACGUCAAAAGUUAGGAGACGUUUCAUAAACCAGAAAUACAAGUCACAGAUUGAAGCCAUGUAUUCCUGAUCAUUUGCUGCACCAGGCUGUCCCUGAUGAUAAACUUCAUCGUCCAGGGCUCUCCCUCCCGUUUUUAAGAUCCAGACUCCCAUACACCAGUUUCUUCACUGCGCACCUAUUGAAGAACUGCCCCAGUUGGUUCCAUC
This is a messenger RNA of Jaculus jaculus (lesser Egyptian jerboa), 2015 nucleotides long. It is a transcript of the gene Acsbg2, whose product is annotated as acyl-CoA synthetase bubblegum family member 2. The record is from RefSeq and is a predicted model, not a curated record. Gene Ontology annotation, cellular component: endoplasmic reticulum; membrane. NCBI's taxonomy places the organism in Eukaryota, Metazoa, Chordata, Mammalia, Rodentia, Dipodidae. The transcript has 13 exons. Bases 16 to 1878 code for a protein of 620 amino acids. Gene Ontology annotation, molecular function: long-chain fatty acid-CoA ligase activity.